UCUCCUGCUCGCGCUCACAAGUUGUUUUUAGCGUAAACGAACACACUUCUGGAUAAAACUUCGUAUUUUUUGGACUUGGGAACUGUUUUAAUUGCCUCAAAAUGACUACGGAGAGGCGACGUAGCAGUUUUAUCGGGGUCCCUAUAAAGAACAUAGAGAGGGAGCUGAUUUGCCCCAUCUGUAAAGAGCUCUUCACUCACCCCCUGAUCCUGCCCUGUCAGCACAGCGUCUGUCACAAAUGUGUCCGAGAGCUGCUCAUGCUCAACCAUGACGACUCCUUCGACGCGGGGUCAGAGUGCUCUUUACCAGGCAGCCCCAGGUCCCGGGUCCCCUCUCCCUCCAUGGAAAGACUGGAUCGCCUCGUCAGAUCAGGUUCAGUGUCUUCUCCAGGCUGGCGCAGAGGUUCUGUCACCCCCCGCAUCACCACCAUCCCCUGCCCGGGCUGCCAACACGACAUAGACCUGGGCGAACGUGGCAUCAGCAUGUUGUUCCGAAACUUCACACUAGAGAGCAUCGUAGAGCGGUAUCGUCAGGCGGCCCGGGCGGCUGUGGCGAUCAUGUGUAACCUAUGCAAACCUCCACAACUGCAGGAGGCGACCAAGAGCUGCAUGGACUGUAAAGCCAGCUUCUGUAACGAGUGCUUCAAACUGCACCACCCCUGGGGAACGCCCAAAGCUCAGCAUGAGUAUGUGGGGCCGACGACUAACUUCAGACCCAAGGUGCUGAUGUGCCCAGAGCAUGAGAUGGAGAAGGUGAACAUGUACUGUGAGGUCUGUAAGCGUCCCGUGUGUCACCUGUGUAAACUGGGAGGGUCUCACGCCAACCACAAAGUCACAUCUAUGAGCAGCGCGUACAAGAUCCUCAAGGAAAAGCUGGCAAAGAGUAUCCAUUACCUCAUCAGUAAAGAGGACCAGGUCCGAGCUCAAAUUACUGAUCUGGAGACACUCAUCAAUCAGACUGAGGAAAAUGGCCAGUUGGCGGAGCGCAGAGCCAAUGAGCACUUUGAGCGUCUAUUUGAGACGCUGCAGGAGAGGAAGUCAGAGAUGCUCCGGUCGAUCGAACAAUCUCGCAACCGCCGCCUGGAUCAGCUCAAGGGACAGGUGGAGGAGUACCAGGGCAUGCUGGAGAACAGUGGGCUGGUGGGAUACGCUCAGGAAGUGCUGAAGGAAACGGACCAGUCCUGUUUUGUGCAGACAGCAAAGCAGCUCCACGUCAGAAUUCAGAAGGCCACUGAGUCCCUGCGCACCUUCCACCCGGCCGCUGACCCGUGCUUCGACGAGUUUGUUCUGGACACAUCAAGAGAGGAAACUUUACUCAAGGAAAUGUGUUUUGGAGGAGUCCCAGACCCUCCUCUGAUUGACCUGUCUAACAGUCGAGUUUAUAACGAAGCAUCUAUUCACUGGAGACUGUCUGAAGAUAGUUUACCUACUGACCAUCAUGUCUUGGAAUAUCGCAGACUUGGAGGCCAGAGCCCAUGCCCCUCACAGUCUGAUGGCGAGGACAGCGGCCUAUGGAGGUCCACAGAGCGGGUGUAUGGUCCCAGUGCGCUGGUCUCAGACCUGGACCCCGACACUCUGUACUCCUUUAGAGUCCGCAGCUGCAGAAACUCCAUGUUCAGCCCCUACAGCCCUGAGGUCACCUUCCACACGCCCCCCGCACCAGCCUUUGGGUUCCUGUUCAAUGAUAAAUGUGGGUUCAGCACUGAGCGCCUGGUUCUGAACAAGAGGAGGGACUUGGUGGAGAGUGUGGCUGGGAUGGGCUUCCUGUUGGCUGCAGACAGAGUCCAGACCGGGAGCUACAUUGGACUGGACUACAUCAUCGGAGACACGGGAAUCUCUCAGGGAAGACACUUCUGGGCCUUUAGGGUUGAACCGUACUCUUUCAUGGUUAAAGUCGGUGUGGCGUCGGACUCGAAGCUUCUGGAAUGGUUUCAUAAUCCACGAGACACUAGUAGCCCAAGAUAUGACCACGACAGCGGACACGACAGCGGCAGCGAGGACACAUGCUACGAGCUUUCGCAGCCCUUCACUCUCCUCACUCUGGGGAUGGGUAAAGUCUUCAUCCCCAAAGCCUCCUCCUCUUCCUCAUCCGUGAGCUCUGUGAGCACAGUGGGGGACCAUGGAAGCCGGAUCCUACCCAUGCCUCAGCGAAUGGGAGUCUGCCUGGAUUACGACGCAUGCAGAGUGUAUUUUUACGACGCGGACUCCAUGCGGUGCCUUUAUGAGCGGCCGGUGGAUUGUUCCGGCACCAUGUAUCCCGCUUUUGGUCUAAUGGGAAGUGGGAAGGUGCAGCUAGAGGAGUUUAUAAUGGCAAAGAGACUGACGUUUUAAAGAGCGUUUGUGGAGUAGGGACGCACAGCUCUCUGCAUGUUUUGCGUCAGGCCUGUCACCAUAACGACUGCAAUGUUUGCGUGUAUCUUCGUUAUAAUUCACACAAAACACAAAUGUCAAAACAAGUUAAAUCCAUUGCACUAGCAAAUGUCCGAUAGUCUUAACAGCCACUAGAGUAGCUAAGUGCUAGCUGGGGCUAACUCAAGAAUCAAACUGACUCUGUAGUUUAUUGCACUUCAAAUUUUGUUUUUGCAAUUUAGUGCCACAUAAAAAUAGCAUAACACUGAAACAAAAUUGUUGAUUUAACCAACAGAAAGUUGGAACAGUGACUCUCACUGGUCAGUAAUUGGUCAAUAACAGACAUAUUAACAUUCACUGGAAGCACAUGGAUAACUCCCAGAUCAACAAACAUGAGCUGCAAUAUAGAUACUGAGUUCUGUCAUUUAUACAUCAGUGAAAUAAAAUUACUUAUUCAACACCCUACAGCUCAAGUCCUAUGGUACUGCAACAAAAAUCCCCAAAUGAAAAUAUGACAGAUCCAGCUUUUAUAUAUUGAAGUCGCUUUGAUAGUUAUUGUGACAGGCCUAGUUCUGCGCUAUGUUGUCUGGACGAUAUAUAGAGUCCAUUAGAAAAAUUAGCCACAAGGUCAAAGGAGGCAGAUAUCGCAAGGUCUGACUUAAGCAUCUUUACACUGUCCGUUUACACAGGUUUCACACUGGCUUUGUUUACAUGGCCCAAUAAAUGAUAAUGGGAAAUGUGGGUCUCAUUUAUAAAACUUGGAAUUCUUACAAAGGGUGUAAAUGGAGACAAACCACAAACUUUCUCAAAAUUGCUCACUUCUCCUCCCUAAAAGCUCUGACGUCUUUGGUUCAGAGUUUUUGGACCAUAUUGCUCAUUUUCAUGUUAAAUUUGAUAAAUAGACAACUUAUCAAUGAAGGUAUCAUUUUUGUACUUGCACAUGCUUUAUAAAUGAGACCCCAGAUGACUGGCCUGGAUUUACAUCAUGAAUUACAAUCUGGUGAUUAAUCGGAUUAGGCAAUACUUUCAUAUUGUAUCCACAUCAGAUUAAGAUCUCUACAUUUUAACAACUGAUUACUCCAGAAAUCAGAUCAGGAUGUUGUUUAUAAAGCAUGCGUAUAAAAAGUGUUCAUGACUUUCUGUGUUAAGUUUGUGAUUUAUAAAAAGAUAACUAAACAUGAAAAUGAGUGAUCUGGUCCAAAAAACCCUGAACUUUGGGCGUCAGAGCUUUCAGCGUGGAGAAGUAGGCAAGUUUGAGGAAGUAUGUGGAACUAGAGAUCGACCGAUAUGGGUUUUUCCAUGGGUGAUGAGUUUGUUUAUAAUCCAGAGCAUCACCGAUAAUCUUAUUUUUGGGCAGAGUUUCAAAAUUUUCUCCAAAUGAUAUAAUUUUAAUUUACUACAAACUCGCACAUACACACAUGCAGUCAGGGUUGUGGGUAAGUGUUAAAAUUAAGCAUCGAGUCUAUUCUUUAGGCCGCAGCUCAGCCAAAACAAAAAACGAUCGGUCUAUCUCUAGUUUUGUCCCUGCCUUUUAGUAGGAAUUCCACCUAAAGUUUGAUGAAUUAGACCCCCGAUUAUUGGUGUACACGUAAACCUGGCAAAUACAGAAUUAGUAGAAGGCCUUCUGUGCAUAUCAAAGCGUCUGGUAAUGUAAGCUCGUGUAUGCAGCUGCAGUAUGUUUAAAUGGUUUUUAUUUUAACAUUUGACACCUUUUUUUUUUUAAAGUUGUGUUUCUAGAUUAUGUGUGCAAUUCUAGUUCUGUGAUAAUCAUAGUGGGGUGUGGUUGUCUCUAUGUAGCAGAGUACGUUUUUAGUGGACCUGAUGGAGCCUUGAAGCUACACUCGAGCUUAGUACCUUGGUGCCUUUCAUUUAGGAACCGGCGAUUUCAUUGGGUUACAUGUUUGCGUGAGAAGCGUUCGUUUUAUUGCACACAUUAGCACUGUAAAGUUCAUGGAAUAGUUUCACUGGUGUAGUUGGUUUAUGCUUGUUGAUUCAUUGACUACACUAAAACACUGUACUUUUGUCACUUUUCUGUUUUUUUGUUUAGCGGUUUUGCACAUUUCAUCGUAUCUGUACACAGAGUUAACUUUCAACACAUUAUCACUGAAUUGUUACGUGUAUAUCUUUGUUUUCAUUCGCACAAAACGCACCAUUUAUUCGUAUAAGUGUCACAACAACAGCAACUCACAAUUUUCGUUUCACCGUCAUGACGAGUAUUGCACUUACCUGAAUGUGACUUAAAGACCAAGUUAAAUCCAUUGCAGUAGCAGACGUCUGAUAGUCUUAACAGCCUCUAGAGUAGCCACUGUUUUAAUCUGGUGCUAACUCAAGAAUCACAUUUUCAGGUUCUCAACAAGUGCUCUAUCACAAAUCAAAUAUCACCUUUCAGUACUGUUAUCAAAGCCGUACAGACGCAAACAAGAGAAAGGAGACUGUGGUUAAUGGGCUGUGACUUAACUUGAUUUGCUAACAAAGUAACUCGAUACAAGUCACUGUAUGUUUUGCUCUUUAAAGGUACAAUAUGUAUCUUUUCUGCCAGCGGUCCGCCAUGUUUGCCGUGAAUAUUCCACUGUAUGGCAUUAAACUCAACCUGGAAUGGAAUGAAGUGAAUGAAUAGGAGGAUGUCUUAUUGCAGACUGAAAAACUUGCAUUCUUACAGCGAGUGGGGCUCCUUUUCUCCACAGAUCCGGCCCGAAACUUGGCCUGUCAGCGUUACCUACUUGUCUCCAUGGAGAUGAGUUUAAUGCGAUACUGCGGAACUGUUCUGGGAAUAACAGAAAACUUGCAUAGCGGACCUUUUCAGUUGACGUGUCAGAUUAUUGGAGGGUUAGGUUGACUACGGCCUGUUGCUACCUACCUCUAUACAACACUGGGAAUCCUUUCUUAUUAAAACACUAUUUUUUUGCUGCUUGUUCAUCGACUUUUCCAUGUACAUAAUCGAUUAAAUCUUAUUUUCGUUUAAAAUCUUGACGUUUUAGUUUUUGUGGGUUUUAAGUGUGCUACUGUGCGAGCGUAACCUGUUUAACCUGUCAACAGAAGUUCCCAUUAAUAAAACAGAUUAUGGUGGCCCCUUAUUGGCUGAAAGAAUGAAAACACGGGACAAACAGGACAAAAUCUCACUUUUAAGUUCAAAAACGCAUCUUGAAUAUGAAAUGCAGACAUUCAAAUAUGAAAUAAAAUGAUUAAUGUAAGCGGUAUUUGUGCCACCAUAGUUUGAACAAAAUCUAUGGGAAACGCUGUCGAGAUUUUAACUUGCUAUCAAACUUCAAUACGUUUUUGAUAUUGUUUUUAAUGUAUGUUUGAAAUGUUAUCUUAAUUUAAUAAAUAAU
This is a messenger RNA of Periophthalmus magnuspinnatus, 5677 nucleotides long. RefSeq names its product tripartite motif containing 36 (gene trim36). The transcript is spliced from 13 exons. The record is from RefSeq and is a predicted model, not a curated record. Bases 102 to 2330 code for a protein of 742 amino acids. NCBI's taxonomy places the organism in Eukaryota, Metazoa, Chordata, Actinopteri, Gobiiformes, Gobiidae. Gene Ontology annotation, molecular function: zinc ion binding; protein binding.